AUGAAGAAUUAUACAUUUGAGUACAAAUAUUCCCAAGAAGGAGACGUCAUAAUAGGAGGAAUAUUUGCUGUUCAUUCCGGAGUGUCAUGGUGGCACUAUGUUGGAAGCCAAUUCUGCGACUUCAUGUGUUCAGCAGUUAACUACAGAGAAUACAGACAUCUCCUGGCUUUUAUCUUUGCUAUUGAUGAGAUAAACAGCAGUCCAGAUAUUCUGCCCAAUGUGACUCUGGGAUAUCAUGUGUAUGAUUCUUGUGGAAAUGUGAAUAAAGCCACAAAAGAUGUUCUGCAGAUCUUGUCUGGACAUUCCAAGACAGUGCCAAAUUAUUCCUGCAUGGUGCGGGGUACAGUGGCUGGUUUCAUCGGAGACCUCAAAUCAGAUACCACUCUCCAAAUGGCUCAGCUUUUACAUCUAUAUGGAUACGCCCAGAUUAGUUAUGGAGCUAGAGAUGCUUUAAUAAGUGACAGAAAUAUGUUUCCAAACCUUUUCCGGACAGUUCCAGAUAAUGAGAUGCAAUAUGUGGCCAUAGUGAAGUUACUGAAAAGGUUGAAGUGGAACUGGGUUGGAAUCAUUACAUCUGAUGAUGAAUAUGGAGAGAGGGAGAUCCGACAACUCAGCGAACAGUUAACUAAUCAUGGAAUUUGUAUUGAAUUUAAGAUCAUGGUAUCUGUUAAGAAUUAUAGGAAAAUCCCUCUAGAUCUUCAGACAUCAACUACUGAAGUUCUUAUUAUUUGUGGCUCAAUUAGCAGAACCUAUUAUACGUUUCUGUUGUGUAACGUUCCUUAUCACAGGGAUAAAACAUUUAUCAUUCCUGAUUCUUGGUCAAUGGAUGACGAUUUUUUUUUUAUCAGUAACUGCAGUUUGGUGUUUUCAAGUCCUGAUCCCUCUAUAGCAAGAAUGGAGGAAUAUUUUGAUAGCAUUACCCCCUCAAGCCGCCCAGAUGACCCAAUGCAGGAGGAUAUUCUCAUAACUCAAUGCCGCUGCUUUUCAAAAAAUCCAGAGAAGAACUUUAUGAUUCCAUUCACAUUUUACUAUCCUGCCCCAAGAGGUCGAUGUUCUGCAGAAUGUCUUCCAGGGUUUAGAAAAGCUCUAAGGGAAGGGUAUCACGUAUGUUGUUAUGACUGUUUCCCAUGUUCAGAGGGAGAAAUAUCAAUCCAUUCUGAUAGUGAAAACUGCCAGAUGUGUCCUGAAGAUCAAUGGCCUAAUGAGGCUAGAAAUAUUUGUGUUGCCAAACUUUAUGAGUAUUUGUCAUAUGAGAAGGACAUUGUGGUUGUAUUUUUUUCUGCAUCUUCGGUCGUAUCUUCCACUAAAUCUCUCUGUAUACUUGGAAUAUUUUUUUGGUUUCGGAACACUCCCAUAGUCAGAGCCAAUAACAGGAACCUCAGCUUCAUUCUGCUCUUCUCUCUCAUGCUGAGUUUCCUUUCUGUGUUCCUGUUCCUUGGACAUCCGGUGGAUAUAACUUGUAUGCUGCAACAAGUCUUCUUUGGAAUUGUCUUCACAGUCUCACUGUCUUCUAUCCUAGCCAAAACCAUCAUGGUUGUUAUUGCUUUUAAAGCCACCAGACCUGGAAGCUCCUGUAGGAAAUGGGUGGGAGUCAAACUUCCCAAUACAGUCCUGUUGUUCUGCUCAUUAAUUCAGGUUAUGAUUGGUGUUUUCUGGUUGUCCAUCUCUCCACCAUUUCAAGUGUAUGACAUGCACUCUUCUCCUGGGAAGAUCAUCAUUCAGUGUAAUGAAGGGUCAGUUAUCGGGUUCUACUCUGUGUUGGGUUAUAUGGGGCUUCUGGCAGCUGUGAGUUUUGUUCUGGCUUUCAUGGUGAGGACAUUACCAGACAGUUUUAAUGAGGCCAAGUACAUCACCUUCAGCAUGCUGGUCUUCUGCAGUGUCUGGAUUGCCAUGAUUCCGGCCUAUCUAAGUACGAGAGGAAAGUAUACAGUAGCAGUGGAGAUAUUCGCCAUACUGACUUCUAGUGCUGGAAUAUUAGUGUGUAUAUUUUUACCAAAAUUGUAUAUUCUACUUUUAAAACCUGAGCUGAACACAAGGAAAUCUGUCCUGGCAGGAAGAAUGAUAUAA
This is a messenger RNA of Nanorana parkeri, 2067 nucleotides long. RefSeq names its product vomeronasal type-2 receptor 26-like. The coding region runs from base 1 to 2067 and encodes 688 amino acids. Gene Ontology annotation, biological process: G protein-coupled receptor signaling pathway. Gene Ontology annotation, molecular function: G protein-coupled receptor activity. NCBI's taxonomy places the organism in Eukaryota, Metazoa, Chordata, Amphibia, Anura, Dicroglossidae. The record is from RefSeq and is a predicted model, not a curated record. The transcript has 5 exons. Gene Ontology annotation, cellular component: membrane.